AUGUGUGCUUCUCUUUUGACGAAGCCAGGUCUCGGAGAUUUCCAAAAAGCUGGGGCACACUACAUUCUGGCCCACUCGCCCGAAGACUAUGUUUUCCAUGCCCAGGAGGCGCUGCGUCUUUACAAGGGGCUGCCCGAUUAUACUGAAGAAAUGAGAGAGGCCCGAGACAAGUGGAUCGCCAACGCAGAAAAGGCCCUCCAAGUCCCUUUGGAAGACGACGCCAAUCUGACGUACGAGGAGGUCGACGACGUCGUCGAAAAGAUGAUCGACAAAGAGUACCAUGAUCGUAUCCAAGCAAUUGUGGAUAGCUUGCAAGAACAGUAUGACGAACAGUUCGACAAGGAGGAGAUUGAAUUCGAACUAAACGAUUAUUUCGAGUGGGUGCCGGUGUCUGAGGAGAGUACUCAGCACGAGAGUGUCUCCGACAGUGAAAGCAACAACGAAAUUGGCGACAUUGGCAACGGCUCUGGCGAGAGAGUGACAGAUCUGGAAGUUGGUAUGGCCACUAUCAAUCUCUGCUCGCGCUGCACGAGCCCUCUCUAG
This is a messenger RNA of Sporothrix schenckii 1099-18, 543 nucleotides long. RefSeq lists its product as uncharacterized. The record is from RefSeq and is a predicted model, not a curated record. The coding region runs from base 1 to 543 and encodes 180 amino acids. Lineage: Eukaryota; Fungi; Ascomycota; Sordariomycetes; Ophiostomatales; Ophiostomataceae. The transcript has a single exon.